CCCGUCGCGCCAGAUUUCCCAUUGCCAACCCUUGGCAGGGUGAGAGGAAGAGGAAGAUGCCCACAGACACUGAGGCAGAGCAGGAGCUGAGCAUGGAGAGCAGGGAGGACAAAUGCCCGCGGCAGAACCUGGUGGCAGAGGCUGUUUUGAGUGGCUCCAUGGUGCAGGAAGCCAACGGGGAGGAAAAGCCCUGGAGAUGCUGCACGAGGAGGGGCUGCAAAUGCAGCUGGCGGGGAUCUGAGGGGGAAAGAGCCAGCCUGGGCCAGGAAGGCGACCGGAGAUGGAGCCAGAGCUCGGAGCUGGUGCUCCAUGAUGGGGAGAAGCCCCACACGUGCAUGAAGUGCGGGAAGAGCUUCAGGUGGAGCUCUGAGCUGAUCCAGCACCAGAGGAUCCACACUGGGGAGAGGCCCUACAAGUGUUCCGAGUGUGGGAAGGGGUUUCAGACCAGCUCCCAUCUCCUCCGACACCAUCAGAGUCACACAGGGGAGAGGCCCUACGGGUGUCCCCAGUGUGGGAAGAGCUUCUCCAGCAGCUCUCACUUGCCCCAACACCAACGGAGGCACUACUAAGGGAAGCCCUGCGAGUGCCCCGAGUGCGAGAGCUUCGUGCGCUGCUUCUGCUCCACCCCGCACUGGAGGAGGCACUUUGGGCACCGCCCAUGUCACUUACGUUCCUUGUGAUCCAUGCUGGGAACACACCUGGCUGCUUCUCUCCUUUUGGUUUGGCCUCAAUUUUCUUUUCCUUCAUCUUCAUCCCUUAAAAACAGCCAAAACAGGCUGCUAUUAAAUGAAAUAAAUUGAUCAAAGAUGUCUAAAGUUCCACAAUUUCAGAGGUUUUUAAGGGAGAAUUGAUGGUUUAGGGACAAUAUUUUGGAGGAUUUGUGGGUUCUCUGGGGGGAUUUUGGGCAGUGUUUUCCAUCUCUUUGCGCUCCAAAAGCCAAGAGGAUUACCUCAAAACAACUGAAUCCCUCUGAAAACAACUGUUGCAUAAUUUUGUUCAGACAUGGCUUAUAGAGGGACCAUGAAAAUAUACAGCUGGUUUAAAAGUAAAAGGCAGCUGUAAGCAGCAAGUUCUCAGGCUUUUUCCUUAAACAAUAAACACCACGUCCUUGAGUAAAGUGAUGAGAAAAAACAUGAUGGAAAACAUGGAGGCCUUGAGAACAGUCAAUAACAAGUCAACAACAGGAUGAGAAAAACAAAUGUUAGUCUCAACAAGAAACCACAGAUCUUGACAACAAAAGGAGGGGUUGGUGUGUAAUCUGUAGCCAAUAAUGAGCUCGGGUUUUGCAAUAUGUAUGAACUUAAUUAACACUACUAUAAAAGUGUGUAAGCUGGAUCAAUAAAUCGAACUCCGAUUUAUUGAUCCAGCUUACACACUUUUAUAGUAGUGUUAAACAACUGAAUUUUAAUUCAUAUGGGCUCAAUCCCACAUCAAAAUAGCUUGUUCCCACCUUAAAAUAAACUCAAUCCUAUGCCAAACUCACUUGAUUCCACCGAUGGCAUGGUGAGAUGGGGUGGGAAGGAGAUUGGGAGAAGUGGGAUCCCAAUUUGGAGCGGUGGGAUGGGGAUUGUGUGGGGCUGGCUGGUUGGGAUGUAUU
This is a messenger RNA of Melospiza georgiana, 1597 nucleotides long. RefSeq names its product zinc finger protein 436-like. The record is from RefSeq and is a predicted model, not a curated record. Gene Ontology annotation, molecular function: DNA-binding transcription factor activity, RNA polymerase II-specific; RNA polymerase II cis-regulatory region sequence-specific DNA binding. The coding region runs from base 57 to 569 and encodes 170 amino acids. Gene Ontology annotation, biological process: regulation of transcription by RNA polymerase II. NCBI's taxonomy places the organism in Eukaryota, Metazoa, Chordata, Aves, Passeriformes, Passerellidae. The transcript is spliced from 3 exons.